ACCCUAACCAUCAACUUAUUAUCUUCUCUUCCUCUUCCUCUUCCUCCGCAUAUUCAGUUCCUCUCCCUCUCUCCCUCUGGAAAUGGCAGAGAAUUAUCCAAUCGUUUCAUAUUUCAUGGUAAUAUUCAUCGUAAUCCGAUUGCUCUCAACAGUCGGCAAAUCCAAGCCCUCAGCUCAUUCCCUCCCCGACAAGCUCGCCGACAAGCUCCACACGGACCUGGAGUCGAUAAUUGCUGCCUCGGCAGACUUCGGCAACAUCGUCCGGGAAACCCCCGCGGCCGUACUCCACCCGUCAUGCCCCGAGGACAUUGCGGCCCUCGUAAAGUUCACGUACGACAACGAUAAUUCCUCCGUCCCGUUCGCCAUCGCGGCUAGAGGACGCGGCCACUCGGUCCGGGGACAAGCCAUGGCCCGGGGUGGGGUUGUGGUGGACAUGACGUCGCUGGCGAGGCACCACGGCAGUGGCGGGGGAGCCGCUAUUGCCGUGUCGUGGAGCAGGCAGCUCGGGUACUACGCCGAUGUCGGUGGCGGGCAGAUUUGGCGGGAUGUGUUGGAGGCGACACUGAGGCACGGGCUCGCGCCCGUCUCGUGGACGGAUUAUCUGUACCUAACCGUGGGUGGGACGCUCUCUAAUGCUGGCAUAAGUGGGCAAACGUUUCGAUAUGGUCCUCAGAUCAGCAAUGUGUAUGAAAUGGACGUCAUUACUGGAACUGGGGAGCUUAUGACUUGUUCGCCCGACGAAAACCCGGAGCUGUUUUACUCUGUUCUCGGAGGUCUUGGCCAGUUUGGCAUAAUAACGAGAGCGAGAAUCGCCUUAGAUCGAGCUCCAAAGAGAGUCAAAUGGGUGAGAAUGCUUUACAGUGAUUUCUCGGCUUUUACGAGAGACCAAGAGCAUUUGAUUUCAAAGAAUGGGAGGGACCAAGGCGAUGCACUGGACUAUGUGGAAGGGCUGCUUCUCAUGCACCGGGGUCCUCCGGAUAGUUGGAGAUCUUCUUUCUUCCCUCUGUCAGACCACCCGCGGAUUGCAUCGUUGGUGAACCGACAUAAGAUCGUCUACUGUCUCGAAGUAGUGAAAUACUACGAUGAUCUCACGCAAAAUACUGUGAACAAGGAUCUGGAGAAUUUGUUCCAAGGAUUGAGCCAUAUUCCCGAGUUCGUGUUCCAGAAAGAUGUAGCCUACGUCGAUUUCCUCGACCGAGUACGAGAAGGAGAGCUGAAACUCACAGCACAGGGCCUUUGGGAUGUUCCUCAUCCAUGGUUGAACAUAUUCGUGCCCAAAUCUCGCAUUUCAGAUUUCAACGACGGUGUUUUCAAGAGCAUCAUCCUCAAAAGGAGCAUAACUACCGGAACUGUCCUCAUUUAUCCCAUGAAUCGAAGCAUGUGGGAUGACCGGAUGUCUGCAGUUGUACCGGACGAGGAUGUGUUCUACACCAUAGGGUUUUUGUAUUCGAGCGGUUUUGAUGAUUGGCAACAAUUUGAUCUCCAAAAUAAGGACUUGCUGAGUUUUUGUGAAGACGCAGGCAUUGAGGUUAAACACUAUCUUCCAAAUUUUGGCAAUGAACAAGAAUGGAGGAGACAUUUCGGGUCGAAAUGGAGGUUGUUCCGUCAGAGAAAAGCCCGGUUCGAUCCGAAGAUGAUAUUUUCUCCUGGGCAGAAAAUAUUCAAUCGCAACCAAAGCAUAUAGACUCGUCGCUGCUGCAAUUUAGGGUUUCAUAGGAUAGUUAUCUUUCCUCUCUCUUAUCUCUCUCUUAUCAUGUUGAUUCUUUUUCGAAAUUGCACCAUCUCACCUUGUUUAAUGAGUCAGCCAGUCGCACUAUAAGAUGUAUUUAUCUUGUACACAUUGAUCGUGGCGCUAGUGAAGAGAAGUCCUUUCGAUUUUGUACAAACUGUUCAACAUAUUAGACACAUCUUCGAAAGAUUUGCUUAAACACAAAUUCCCCCCGUUGUGUGCAAUUAUGAUGAUUCCUAUACAUAUCACUAUGUUUUUUUGUUUU
Syzygium oleosum is the source of this 1994-nucleotide messenger RNA. RefSeq names its product cytokinin dehydrogenase 3-like. The record is from RefSeq and is a predicted model, not a curated record. NCBI's taxonomy places the organism in Eukaryota, Viridiplantae, Streptophyta, Magnoliopsida, Myrtales, Myrtaceae. The transcript is spliced from 5 exons. Gene Ontology annotation, molecular function: FAD binding; cytokinin dehydrogenase activity. Gene Ontology annotation, biological process: cytokinin metabolic process. Bases 83 to 1684 code for a protein of 533 amino acids.